AUGGAGCGUGUCAGUACAGCAGCAGAUAAAAAUCCCUCCAAAAAUGGGUUAUUUACAGUUAAAUCGGCAUACCACCUUUUGUGUAACAGAAAGGACAUUGGCACAAGGGCCACGGCUUCUUCGUCUUCUGAUAUAACCCCAUCCCAAGUCCUUGAUGAGGUCUGGAAGAAAAUUUGGUCCUGUAGCUCCACCCCUAGGAUCCACAACUUUCUCUGGAGAUCUUGUGCGAAUGGAGUGGCGACAGGUGAGGCUUUGGCUAGAAGGAAAGCCCAGAUUGAUCCAUCGUGUUUCAGGUGUGGCCAUCCCUCAGAAUCCAUUAAUCACAUCCUCCUCGAUUGCCCGUUUGCUCGUGCAACCUGGUGCGGCUCCCCCCUCUCUUACAUUCCCCCCCAAGCUCCACAGCUAACUCAGCUUAUCCUACAAUGGAAUCGCUUUCGGACUACAACUAAGAAGGAGGGUAGAGAGAGUGUUGGCCUCAUCGGCUUCAUCUGCUGGAGCCUAUGGAGAAGCAAGAAUGAAGCUAUUUUUAAGGGCCGUAUUAGAUCCCCUGAGGAGGUUAUUCGGGAAGCCAACCUUCAAGCCUCGGAUUUCCAGCUCCUGUUCUUCCCUUCCCUGCGGCGCUGCGAUCUGCCCCAAGCUCCCCCGAUUUAUUGGUCUCCUGCUCCUAAUCCGACUAUGAAGCUGAACACUGAUGCAUCUCUCAACAAUGAACGAGGGGGCCUUGGCUUGGUCCUCAGAAAUUACCAAGGAAGACCAACGAAAGCAUGCUCAAUCCCUGCUACCUUCACUUCAUCUUUAGAAGGGGAGGCCUUAGCUCUCAGGGUUGGUCUACUACACAGCAUUGCUGAGUGUGUCGAUGACCUUGUUGCUGAAAUGGAUUGCAAGGAGUUGGUUAACUUCUUCUCCAACAACCCCACUCCACCUCCUAUCCCCCUUUUCAAUGUAAUAGCAGACAUCAAACACCCAAUCUCCUCUUUUAGGUCCUGCACGGUCCUCUUCAUCCCCAGGGAGAUUAACAGCAUGGCUGACUCCCUGGCUCGGAAGGCCACGUCUCUAACGUGCGAGACUACUAUGCCGCUUUCCACUCCCUGGUUAUCUUCUCUUCGUAACCAAGACACCUUGUGUUGGGCACGUUAUACUAAAUAA
Messenger RNA from Telopea speciosissima, 1146 nucleotides. RefSeq lists its product as uncharacterized. Gene Ontology annotation, molecular function: RNA-DNA hybrid ribonuclease activity; nucleic acid binding. Bases 1 to 1146 code for a protein of 381 amino acids. The transcript has a single exon. The record is from RefSeq and is a predicted model, not a curated record. Lineage: Eukaryota; Viridiplantae; Streptophyta; Magnoliopsida; Proteales; Proteaceae.